Punica granatum (pomegranate) is the source of this 2094-nucleotide messenger RNA. Lineage: Eukaryota; Viridiplantae; Streptophyta; Magnoliopsida; Myrtales; Lythraceae. The record is from RefSeq and is a predicted model, not a curated record.
GCUACAUCUUCUCUUUUGUCUCUGCCCGUGAUUCAUCUCUCUCUCCCUCUCUCUUUCUGUCUCUGUGUUGCGCGCUAAUUAUGGAACAAGUUCUAAUUUUUAGUACAUAAGAACAAGGCUGAGAAUCCGGUGCCGCUCUCCAACGACAAACUCUCGGGAAUUCCCUGAUUCUUUUUCUUGUUGGGGGCGAAAUGCGUGUCGUAUCUUCUCGGUUUUGGUGAUUUCUUGAGGGCAAUCCUUGUCUUGGCGAGGUGGGCUUGUAUUCUCAGAUCCAAAGGGCAAAUGAUGCGGUGAUGCUUUUUGGUGGAUAUGGAUGUUUUCUUGUUCUUUUAGCAGAAGAAAAUGGAUCCCAAGUUGCAACUCAACGCCAUUCCCCAGCUCGAGGAAUUUAAUUUGGCAGAUGGGAUCACUAGAUGAAAGAUCAGUCCGUGGACGCGAGGACAAAUCGCACCUCCACGGCAUGGACAACGUGACACAGAAGUCUGAUUUUAUUUGUGUGGCUGAUGAAGGGUCUUUUUCUGGGGUUUCACGAGUCAGUAGUGUGAAGAUGUUGAGCAACGGUGUAUGUAGGAGUAUAAAGACCGUUGUCUUCUCGAAUAAGCUAAACUUGCUUAUGCCUUUUGGACCUGUAGCCAUUCUCGUUCAUAUAUUAACUAGUAAUCAGGGUUUAGUCUUCUUUUUCAGUUUGUUGGGUAUAACUCCUCUAGCUGAGCGAUUAGGUUAUGCUACCGAGCAGCUGGCCUUCUAUACUGGUGCUACUGUUGGGGGUCUUCUAAAUGCUACUUUUGGGAAUGCGACUGAAUUGAUUAUAUCAAUUCAUGCACUGAGAGGUGGAAUGAUACGCGUAGUUCAGCAGUCAUUGCUGGGCUCGAUCUUAUCGAACAUGUUGCUGGUGCUUGGAUGUGCUUUCUUUUGUGGUGGGUUUGUCUUCAUAAAAAAGGAACAGGUGUUUAACAAGUCAACUGCUGUAGUGAAUUCGGGAUUGCUGCUAAUGGCAGUGAUGGGUUUACUCUUUCCUGCUGUUCUUCACUAUACGCACAGUGAGGUGCAUUUCGGGAAGUCAGAGUUGGCUCUUUCAAGAUUUAGCAGCUGUAUUAUGCUUAUUGCAUAUGGUGCUUAUCUCUAUUACCAGUUAAAGACUCAAGUUCAUCAAUAUGUACCACUGAAUGAGGAAGGGAGUCCAAGUCCGAGUGGAGAGAGUCAAAAUGCUGAUGACAAUGAUGAGGAGCCUGAAAUCUCUAAAUGGGAAGCAAUAAUUUGGCUUGCUGUUAUGACUGCUUGGAUCUCAUUUUUAUCGGAGUACCUGGUUGAUGCAAUUGAUGGGGCAUCUAAAGCAUGGCAUAUACCCAUUGCAUUUAUCAGCGUGAUAUUGCUUCCUAUCGUAGGGAAUGCAGCAGAGCAUGCAAGUGCCAUAAUGUUCGCGAUGAAAGAUAAGCUUGACAUCUCUCUGGGAGUGGCAAUAGGAUCUUCUACACAAAUUGCGAUGUUCGGGAUUCCAUUUUGCGUUGUCUUUGGGUGGAUAAUAGGGUGUCCCAUGGAUUUGAAUUUUCAUCUGUUUGAGACUGCAGUGCUCUUCAUCACGGUUAUAGUUGUAGCCUUCCUGUUGCAGGAAGGAACUUCCAACUACUUCAAAGGACUAAUGCUGAUUCUAUGCUACCUAAUAGUUGCUGCCAGUUUCUUUGUACAUGUCGAUCCGACCAAAGAUGAUGCUUCGUUAGAAAAUUGAGGUGAAGCUUAUGAUUUGCUGGUUGCCGCUCAACUCCUGAUGUAUAUAGAAGCAUACUCAUCGACCGGUACCAUGCGAAAACUGAAGCUUCUGCAGCCUGCUUGCAUUUGUUCAGUGAAUCGUAUCGAUCGAGUGCCUCGGGUGAAUUUUGUUACUCUCUUCCUCCCUCCCCAGCUUCUGCUCUUAGAUGGAGAAAUAUUUGUACAAUAUAUGCGAUAUAAAGAUUAAAGUAUCUUUCACAGUUUUGUUUAGCCUUGAAUUAUUAUGUUGAAUUUCCUUUUUUUAUUAUCUUUUCUGCUUGUCCAACAAAUGAAUCUGCUGCUUUUCUCAGCAAUUAUGAUAUCAAGAAAAUGUCUUUUUUUUUCCCA